GCCGGUGACAGUUUUAGCCAAGAAGUUCUGUGGAUUCAGAUGCGGUACUCACGCGGCCACUUGUUACAAGAGCAGUUCGAGUGCGAAGGGAUGUUUUGACUCCUUUUUUAGUGUGGAGAGAGGAUUUGUGGAAUUCUUUUUUUUUAUUUGCUAGUAAUGAGUUUCAAUUAGAUGGCGACCAAGGGUUCAGACACGACGAAGAAGAGGCCACAGUUGCUGCUUUGGUUAUUCACUUUUCUUUCCUUGAUUCUCAGAUCGCGGACUCAUACGGAUCUUUGUGAUCAAGUUCAACCUCCAGUUUACUGCACUUGUGAUGUCAUCAGUCGGGAAAAUACCGCCACUUGUUACAUUAUUAGCAGAAUCCAGACUGAUGACAGCUUUUGGACCUCUUUUGAAUACUCAGAUGUCGUCAGCUUGAAUUUUCGUUCAUACGGGGAUGCAGUUCACUUGACAUUCAUUCCAUCAGAUGCUGUUCAGAAAAUGUCCUAUCUUCGAACCUUGUCUAUUACGGAAGCAAGUCUUGGAACGUUGAAAUCAAACGCCAUCGCCGAUUUGAAAAGUCUCCGAGACUUGGAACUGGAGAGGAACGAGAUCACUGGACUGGAACGGGACGCCAUCACCAGGUUGCCCAAGCUGAAGAAGCUGGCCCUCAGCGAAAAUAGUCUCCAGGAGCUACUAGCCGAAUCGCUGACGGAACUUCUCGAACUAGAGCAGCUGUUCUUGGACAGGAAUAAUAUUUCUCGCAUCGAAAGUUGUGCGUUUUGUGAACUGCAAAAUCUGAAAGAACUGGAGCUGUGGGGCAAUCAGAUCACCGAUCUGACUGAGUAUACAUUUCGUGGUUUGAGGUACCUGAAACGCCUUGACCUGUACAAGAACCAGAUCCAGAUUCUUAACGAUAAAAUAUUCCAGUCCAUGCCCAACCUGCUCGAAAUCGAUUUGAAAAACAAUCUCAUACAUUACAUCUCGAGAACUGCAUUCGCGGGUUUGGAUAAACUGCAGCGCCUCAUGUUGAAUUCAAACAAGAUUAAGAUGCUUCAUGAUGAGGUUUUCAAACCUUUGUCAAGCCUGAGGUCUGUGGAUUUAUACAACAACGAACUGGAAUUGAUACAGGUUCAGGUUGUGGAAAACAUGGCUAAUGCGAAGGAGGAACAAUUUUCUUUCACCCUGAAAGAAAAUCCAUUUAAGUGCGACUGUGGCUUGCUGUGGGUCAAAAUCUAUAUGAAGGAGGUCAAGAGUCCCCUUUUCUUGCGAGAACUUAAGGAAAUGCAGUGCAGUAAUACAGAAGAAAAGAACAGUACUUUGGAGAUUGUCCAUUUGCUGGACCUGGAAUGCUCAGAAAUAUCAUCCACAACCAAAUCCAGAUCCAUGGUAACUACUUCACGAUCCAGUAUCGAAACUACCAAGCAAGUUCCUGUCCAACUGCAAAAGAGCAACAAAACGAGUGACAUCGAUAAUGUGUACUUCAGCGAUGACGAUGAUGAAAAUAGUAGAUAUCCUGGUCGUAGUUCUUGCAUUGCCAGCUGUUAUUGGACAAUUUUCAUUGUGAUGCUGAAUCUAGAAUUCCUCAGGUAUCACCAAAAGACGUAUAGCUAGGGUGUACAGUUGCUCCAACAGAAUUAGGUAAACUAGAAACUAGGCACUUUCCUGUGUUAAAGUUAGGGUGUCACUAACGAAGGAAAGAUUUUCAAGAGAUAUCAAGUGACAUCAGAGAUGCAGUCUAUGUGACUUUCCUUGUGACGUGAAGAAAACUGCUAGCCUCGUAUGUUGUUAAAUGAGUUCGACACUUACGAGAAUUAAUUUUUAUAUGGGACUUCAUCAGAUGGCCGUCCAUUGAUAAUGCCUUAUGCGCACGAACAGUGAAAUUGACGGAGAUCGUCUAAUAUACAUAUAGAUAGUUAUUUAAUGUACAGGGUACUGUAAUUAUUGUUUCGGUUAUUGAUCACUAACAGCCGAACUUCGUGUAGCCCAUAUCUGUGGUCGCCUGAAGUUCAUACUCGUGGACAUAAUUCGAGUGUUUAUAUUUUAAGUUCAGAACAACACGGUAUUUUUAUUUUCUAUAGCUACGCUGUAAGACCAUCUAAGUUUUCCUGUUGUGCCAGUGUUGUGAAUUUAAAUACAAGUCCUUCCCGUGGCUAAAACUGACUGCAAAUUUUGGCUGCUUGUCUUUGGUGCAAGUGACAAUGGCUGAGAAUCGAGUACGAUUCUAUUAAGAAGAUUACGUCUGCUACAUAUAUAGCUUGGAACUUAAAAAUACCAAUAAUCUGAGUCCUAUUUUUCAUUCUGAAGUUUCUGCUAUUGUAUAAGGGUGGGUGUAAAAUACUACAACAUGUUUAUAUGUAAAAAGAAGAAAAAAAAAAAAACAAUACUUCACGAAACGUAACAAGUUUAUUCUUCACCACUUAUUCAGUAAAAUCUGCUUCCAUAUUUAUUAACUGUCAUUUGUUUGCUAUCCCUAAUGCAUGGCGGUCAUUAAAUACAAGCCUUAUGUAUUGUAAAUUAGAAGAAAUUCGUUAGAAAUUCAUUUUAAGAAACAUUACUAUGUCUAAAUGUAGAAUACGAAAAAAUAUUCUAAUUUUUAGGAUUCUCUUCCGCAAAAUUUAACAAAAGCUGCUGUGCUGGAGACUACUGUAUAAUGUUGCUUGCAUGCUUGUGAAAGCUUGUCCAACGCACGUCACGACAUAAACCUUCUCAGUGGUGUUCUGACGUUAAAGAUGCGUGCACAUUUUUAAGAAUAUGAGUUUUCAAUUUGAAAAUAUCCCAUUCAAAAGGUGCCAGCACUUUUAUGCUGGCAUAACAUUUAUGCAAACAGAGUAUUUUUAGUACAGUGUAUCUAUCAUAAGAAAAGUUCUCCUCGCCAAUUAGUUUGCACCUGUCUGUUGCCGUAGAAACGAUCUUUGACCCAUUUUCUGUAGAGGGUUUUUCAAUUUGCCAUCUUGGCGCAUUUAAAGAUGAAUUGGCAACCCUUGGUUGGCCCCUAUUUGAAAUAUACUAGCCCUGUUGGUAUAGCGACCGCCAUCCCCCCAGACACUGUGGCAGGAGCUCUUCUUUUCGUAGACAGACAGUAGCAAAGUUCCAGCCCAUUUAGUAAAAUUUUGCCUCUAUUUCGGAGCAUUGUCUAUCCAACAAACGUGGGCAUCCAACGACCCGGCCGUAUGCAACUAUUACUAAUUCCAUAUUUAUUCUCUGGUAAGAAAAUACCUAAAUCUCUAAAUUAUUCUGCUUAAUAAAUACCAAACAUGAGUUCUGAGUAAUAGUAAAAAUAAAAGAACUAAAAUCUAUACAACUGGACUGGUAAGUAUUUCUCGUAAAUUAAAUAAAUUACAAAUGUAAGUAAAUAAAAAAACUGUACGUUAAUUAAAUAAAUUACGUAGAAGUUAAAAAAAUGUAAACUUUUACUCAAAUAAUAAUAAAAAAAAAGCAGUUUCAUUCAGACUUCUAUGCAAGCUACUAUUUAUUUAUAUUUAAAAUUUCAUUAUUUCUUCUUCAAACGUUUUUGCUAUAUUAUAAUCUUUUAAAACAUUUUCUGCACUAAAAUCAGCAGUAGAAUUCCUUGCUUUUCGGGUUUUGACAAAGUGCCUAACAUCUCCGUUUGCCUUAUAGCCAAGCAAUUCUCUUGAUUUUGAACUUGAGGUCUUCUUAUGUAAGCCGGGAGUCUUACUUAAGAUAAAUUAUGAUCUGUCAGACCUUGAUUAAAAAAUCUUUUGAAAAAGAUAUUCAUAUUUUAAUGUAUUUCAUAAUAUUUAUAAUUUUUUGGAGAAAUUUUCAUUAGUCCCACAUUUUUUAGUGAUGGCUGUCCUUCUUGAUCCUUGUACUUCUCUAAGUCAUCUCCCAAGCAGCUUCUUUGAGUAAUGUGUAGGUUCUCUUAUUUUACAUAUUAUACCUGCAUGAACUUUCAUCUUGUAUAAUUGAAUUUUGUGUACUUUAUUAAAUCCAUUUAAAAUAUUUUUCUUUGUUGAUAAUCUGCACAUUUCGAUAGUUUGGGCGGGAGAGCAGCUAUACCACAGUAAAAGCGUCAAUUGUUUUUAUGUUUAUUUGUCAAUUUAUUCUUAACGAGAUCAGUGUUUGAUUUUGAGUAUAUUAUUCAACCUGGUUAAUAGUUAUGCUCCAUUUCCAAAGUAGCCUUUAUUCUAUCUGUUUCUCAUUCAUAGAAGAAAAGUACAGGUGAGUUGACAGCGCCCCCUUUUUCAAAUCCAGAACUCUCUGUAUAAAUAAUCAUUUUCCAGAUAUUAUCUGUCAUGCAGAAUUCCAUUCUAUUUUGCUGAAGGAAUAUUUUCUUCAUCUUCGAGAUUUAAUAUUUCUUUUCCAGUCUUAACAUCAUCCUACUUGUUAAGUCAUUUUUUUAUUAAAAUUUUACUACAGUAGAAUUCAUACUGUAUUGAGAGAGGCGGUACAUUGGUCAAAAUGCAAGCAAUUUCAGUCGGGACACUCCUUGUAACUGCGAGCAUGUUCUUGUAAUUACAAGCAUUCAUCUUCUUAAUCUUCAUCUCGGUGAGUCCAGUUUUCGUUUUAAUCAGAUUAUCCCGUCCAAGCGGCAGCCCCAUCUUCCUGUACCAUACAUUAUAUUGGCUAUAAGGAUGCUCAUAAAUAUGUCUUUCAGGAUGGUAGUUUUUUUUCAUUGUUACGGAGGUUAAAAGUGUUCUAAAAUCUUCAUAUAUUAUUUGAGUUCUACGUAUUUGCUUAGAAUGUUCAAUAAAACUAAGCUUUUCGUUUAUUACUAUCUUCAGCUGCUUGAAACUAGUAAAAAAUUUUAUUCUUUUAUUAUUAAUACGGUUAUAAAAAUAAAAAUUAUUCUUUUAUUUUCAUAACCGUGUUCACAAAAGUUCUUACUGGGCUUUUAUUAUCGCAAUCGCUGGUGGUAGACAUUUAUUUCCAGUUACAGAAGUGUUCUAAAUGACGCAAAAACUCAUGUUUGGCGUUUUUAAAUUUCAAAGAAAUUAUUUUAUAAAUAUCACGAAAUCUAACUUUUUUAUAUGUUCCUCUGAUUUCUGUACGUAUUUAGGGAAAUUUCGUUAUUAAAAAUAAAAUCCAAAAUUCCGUAUAGCAAAAAUUGGCCGAGACAUUUUUAUGAUAAAAUCGAGAAGUAUAUUCCGGACCGUUCACAAAUUGAAAAGCGAAAUGUUUGCAUUACUAAGUAACUAAAAAUAAAAUAUCGUUUAGAAAAAGGUUUGUGAUGAUAAGGGAUUACGUGACUAGCAUUUAUUCUUUAUAUAUUAAUAGCAUAAUGCUGUUUGCGAAUUAAAAAGAACUUUCAACCAAGAAUGUCGAGGAAUUAUUUGCAUUGUGAAAUGGAAAUGAUUUUGCAUUAAAAAUGACUUGUUUGUUACGUCUUCCUCCGCUUUACUGAAUUAUUCAGAAACGCAAAGUAAAAAACAUUCUCUGGCGUAGUCCUGUUAUACCCUACCUUGAUACAAACCAAUGCUUACUUUCUUACCUUAGCAAUAAACUUCUAUCGAUACCAUGGUGCCGUAGCACUGUUACAACAUCCUGCUUUACAUGGGACAGCCUUCAUAAAGGUGUUCACACCGUUAUAAAGGGGUGCACUCUUUUAAGCAUCCAUCAGUUGGUGAUGUCCAGCAGCUUCCAGAAAUAUGGCAAGUGGCAAAGAUUAUAAAUAUUAAGAUGUUAAUAUAUUUAAAGGAUAUAUUUACAUGGAGUGAAUAUUUUGUCAUAUAUAAACAUGUCGCUACUUUUUUUAUAUCACCCUUUGCAAUAUAUAUGAUGAAAUGCUUGUUAUUUUCUUCAUCCGAAGGAUCCUUCAGCGGGUAUAUCUUUAAAACUCAGAAUACACUGAUCAAUCAGCACUGAAUCGAGGAGUUUAUUUUAGGUAAAUUUUUUCAAAGAAAAACAAUGUAUCGUAGAUGAGUUUACACGUACCUUCUUUUGUUAUAAUUUAUAGUUUGAAAAGCAUUUAUUAGAAAGAGCGUAACCUGUGCAGAAAGACACCGUGGUUUUUUUUUUUCCUCCAAGUUACAUGGCAACAGCUCGCAAAAUUUAAAUAAUAUAAAAACAUUACAAAUUCAGAUUAGUAAAUUAAUUUUAUGAUUUUAAUUACAUUAAUUAUUAAUUAGUUUUCGCUUGUCUCCAUUUUUACGGGUCCACAACUAGAUUAUUUAUAUUUUAUUAUUUACUGUUUUGUGACCAUUUAAUUUUCAGAAUACACCCUUGAAAAUAGUCUAUUUCAAAACUUAAUGUGUCUGUACAUUGAAUCUGGAAGUAAGCCUAAAACUUUAUUUUCGGUAUAUCGAUAAGUACCUAUCUCAUAUUCUGUGGAAUAUCGAUUAUGUUAAAAAAUCUUCGUUCCUUGUUCCUUGAAUGAUCUUUAAAUUUAGGAACAACCUACCUGUCUCAUAUUCUGUCAAAUAUUAGUUACUUCAGAAAAUUGCCUUGAGGGCAACCUUCAAAUUUGGAAACAGCCUAAAAUGUUAUGAAAGUAAGUCAGUUGAACAGGUAGGAAGACCUAGUUUGGGCCAAGAAAACUUUCACAAGUAAUGGCUUUAUGACUUGGCGCAUUGUCACAAUAAAUGAAUCACUGAGCUUGCACUAUUCUUGGCUUUUUGAUCGAGGAGAUUUUUGCAGUCUCUUCUACGUCUCAUAAUAGGUUAGACAUAUUCAUACACGAAUACUACGUCAUUUCGAUAGAGUUGCGUCAGGUACAUGGCCAUUUCGAGAGUUGAAUUGUCAUACUUUUUGUAACAUUAUACUAGUGGAUAUUUCAAAAUAGUUUUAAUUAUUAUUAUUUCUUUUUCUUUUUGUUUAAGUGAUACGCAAGUGAGAGUGUAUCUUCCGAAUAAGAUUUAAAACUCGUCUGAACUGCGAUACAGAAAAGAACAUAAUAACAGGCUUAUUUGGGUGUGAGUUCUAUUGUAACUAUUUCCUUGUAUGCUCUUGGUUUGUUUUUGUUUCUUGAGAGAAGAAAUACGAUUUAUUUUUGUACGAAGAUUUUCUUUUUUGUCUGUUGCAUUUUUCAUAUUAAACAUUCUUUUUUCUGUCAUUUCUAUAUUUCCCCCCUCUGUUGUGAUAUUAACUAUAUCGUGGAUGCCACAAAAAUAUUAAUUCUUUGUUGUUUUUAUUACGUUCAUCGCGUAUGACUUUUUUGGAUGUUUAUCGUGACACUAAGAAAAAGAAGUGUAUAUUCUUUGAGAUAAACAUACGAAAACUAUUGUACAGGGGUCUGAUUCGAUUUCUUCUUAAAAUCAACAACGGGUGAAAAAUUGAAACUUAGUUUUUUGCAGAGUAACGAAUGAAUAGAUUUGUGAUUUUUGUCGAUGUUAUGUAUAAUAAACACGAAUAGUGAUUUUUUUGUUUCUUCCACCUAGUCUUAGCAGCUUUAACAACAUGUAUAAAUUUUAAGAGAAAAAGUUAUAUAUUUUGCCAAUAAAAUUCAUUUCUGAUUA
This is a messenger RNA of Stegodyphus dumicola, 7394 nucleotides long. RefSeq lists its product as uncharacterized. Gene Ontology annotation, molecular function: protein binding. Lineage: Eukaryota; Metazoa; Arthropoda; Arachnida; Araneae; Eresidae. The record is from RefSeq and is a predicted model, not a curated record.